Molecule: messenger RNA, 1397 nt
Organism: Gopherus flavomarginatus (Mexican gopher tortoise)
Lineage: Eukaryota; Metazoa; Chordata; Testudines; Testudinidae
Product: urea transporter 2-like
Exons: 10
Coding region: 83-1339 (418 amino acids)
Biological process (GO): urea transmembrane transport
Cellular component (GO): membrane
Molecular function (GO): urea transmembrane transporter activity
Source: RefSeq, a predicted model, not a curated record
CAAGAAUACAACCCUGCCUUUCAGUCCAUGGAGACACUUCCCCGGUUGGCAUUAAGCUCCACCAUCACGGAGUUUAAGUACCAUGCCUUCCCAGCACACACCAAGAUCUCCCUCCAAGUGUGCUUCUUUGGGAUCUGCUGAAAGAACAGCUAUGGAAGACAGUGAGGUAGUUAGAACCGAUAAUAAUGGAGAAAGGAAGAUGUACAAUGAAAAGAGCACAAUAGACCAGAGACCAGUGGGAAGUGGCAAAAGGAGAAUCUGCAAAACACUUGGAUAUCUAACAGGAGAAAUGAAAGCAUGUGGAGACUGGCUGAAAGAUAAACCUCUAGUUGUUCAGUUUAUUGACUGGGUCCUGCGGGGAAUAUCCCAGGUGAUGUUUGUCAACAACCCGCUCAGUGGGUUACUUAUUCUAGCUGGACUGUUGAUCCAGAAUCCUUGGUGGACGCUCACAGGCUGUUCAGGAACAGUUGUCUCAACGUUAACAGCACUUAUUCUGAGCCAAGACAGAUCGGCCAUAGCAGCAGGACUGUUCGGCUACAAUGGAGUCCUGGUGGGACUGCUCAUGGCGGUCUUCUCUGACAAAGGAGACUAUUAUUGGUGGCUUCUCCUGCCAGUUGUUGUUACAUCCAUGGCUUGCCCACUGCUUUCCAGUGCUUUAGGUUCAGUCUUCAGGAAAUGGGACCUUCCUGUUCUCACCUUGCCUUUCAACAUUGCUGUGUCUCUUUACUUGUCUGCCACUGGACACUACAACCUCUUCUUCCCUACGACGCUCAUUCAGCCUGUAACAUCAGUGCCCAAUAUCACCUGGUCUGAAAUCAAAGUGCCACUGCUGCUACAAUCCAUUCCGGCUGGCGUCGGUCAGGUGUAUGGCUGUGAUAACCCCUGGACUGGUGGCAUCUUCCUCGUUGCUUUACUCAUCUCUUCUCCACUCAUUUGCUUGCACGCUGCAAUCGGAUCAGCAGUGGGGAUGCUGGCAGCACUGACCAUUGCAAUGCCAUUUGACAGGCUCUACUUCGGCUUGGGGAGUUACAACUCUGUGCUUGCUUGCAUUGCAAUUGGAGGCAUGUACUAUGCUCUUACCUGGCAGACACAUUUGCUGGCACUUGCCUGUGCAUUAUUUUGUGCCUAUGCUGGAGCAGCUCUUGCUAAUAUCUUGUGCGCGAUUGGAUUACCAGCCUGCACCUGGCCUUUCUGCUUCUCUGCACUUCUCUUUUUGCUCCUAACUACAAAUAACUCCGCAAUCUACAAGCUGCCACUCUGCAAAGUCACUUACCCAGAAGCCAACAGAGUCUACUACCUGAGAAUGAAGAGAAGAGAGCAGAAGCCCACUGGUGAUUAGCCAAUACAAAUGGGAGGCACUUUGUGAUCCCCAAUGUAGCUGCACAUACUGAUCUCAA